Messenger RNA from Xenopus tropicalis (tropical clawed frog), 864 nucleotides. RefSeq names its product olfactory receptor family 16 subfamily T member 1 (gene or16t1). Gene Ontology annotation, molecular function: olfactory receptor activity; G protein-coupled receptor activity. NCBI's taxonomy places the organism in Eukaryota, Metazoa, Chordata, Amphibia, Anura, Pipidae. Bases 1 to 864 code for a protein of 287 amino acids. Gene Ontology annotation, biological process: G protein-coupled receptor signaling pathway; signal transduction; detection of chemical stimulus involved in sensory perception of smell. The record is from RefSeq and is a predicted model, not a curated record. Gene Ontology annotation, cellular component: plasma membrane; membrane. The transcript has a single exon.
AUGGUACUUUUUAGCUUGUUCCUUGUGGUGCACAUCACAACGGUAUGCGUGAAUCUUGUGAUAAUUGCUUUGUACUUGCAAAGCCAACAACUCAAGUCCCCCAUGUACUUCUUUUUGAGCCAUCUCUCUUCCUCCGACAUCUUACUGUCUACAUGCAUUGUCCCCAACCUGCUGGACGCUUUACUGAGAAAUGGAAAAAACAUGUCUCUGGGCGGCUGUUUGGCUCAGCUUCUGGCAACUGGCACAUCCACUGGGGCUGAAUGCUACCUGCUCACUGCAAUGUCCUAUGACAGAUACCUGGCCAUCUGUAACCCUUUACAUUAUAUGAAAAUGAUGAGCCCCAAGCUUUGUGUUCAUUUAGUUGCCUGGUCUUGGUUUCUAAGCUUCCUGAUCUGCCUGGUUAUCGUUCUACUGCUUGCCCAGCUGGACUUCUGUAGAUGCAACGUCCUUGAUUAUAUUUACUGUGAUUUUUCUCCACUUCUUGCCAUUUCAUGCAAAAACAGUUUGGCGCUGGAAAUAACCACCAUGGUUUUGUCCAUUCCCAUCAUCCUUCUUCCUUUGGGGUUUAUCAUUUCAACCUAUAUCUACAUCGGCCUGGCAAUCCUCAGGAUCUCCUCCAGUGUUGGCAGAAAGAAGACCUUCUCCACUUGUAGCUCCCACCUCACUGUUGUCUGCACUUAUUGUGGGAUACUCAUUACUAAAUACACCGUACCUAUUGGGGGGCAGUCAUUAACUAUGAAUAAAGCCAUUUCUCUUCUAUACACUGUAGGCACCCCAUUGCUCAACCCAAUCAUUUACAGUUUUAGGAACCAGGAGAUCAGGGCAGCUUUAAAAAAAUGGAUGACCAGAAGGGUGGGAUAUUAA